GCUGUAGCAAGAUUUUACAGGAGUGUUCUUGUGUAGAAACAAAAGGGAGUAAAAAUGACUUCUGUUCCUGAUCGAUUUUGUUAUGUAUAUAGCUGUGAUCUGGAUGUAAAUGUGCAGAUAAAAAUCGGCACUCUAGAAGGUGUACGUGAUAAACCUAGCUACAAUGAGCUGAUCGCUGAUCCCAUGUUGAAAUACUCUGGUGUCUACCAAGAUGACUGCUCUGAUAUGUAUGUGACGUGCCAGGUCUACUCUGAUGGUAAACCACUCGCUCUAGCCACACAGACAUCUUAUAAAGCAUUCACAACUCGCUGGAACUGGAAUGAAUGGUUGACCCUGCCAGUGAAAUACAGUGACUUGCCACGAAAUGCCCAAGUGGCACUGACCAUAUGGGACAUAUAUGGCCCCAGGAAAGUAGUUCCAGUAGGGGGCACUGUUGUUUCAUUGUUUGGCAAAAAUGGGACGUUUCGUCAGGGUAUGCACGAUCUCCGUGUCUGGCCUAAUGUUGAAGCAGAUGGGUUAGAGCAGACAACCACACCUGGCAAAGUUGGUGGAGCCACUGAUGAAAUGAGUCGACUUGCAAAGUUGACCAAAAAGCACAGGAAUGGGCACAUGGUGAAGGUGGAUUGGCUGGAUCGACUGACAUUUCGUGAGAUUGAGGUCAUCAAUGAGAAACAGAAGAGAGACUCCAAUUUCAUGUACCUUAUGAUCGAGUUCCCACAGAUACAUUAUGAUGGCACAAAGUUUGCUGUUGUCUAUUUCGAAAAGGAUGCUGAUGAGAUGGUCCCUGUAAGACAAUAUGCUGAAAUUGUUACUGUGCCUGACCCUGAAAUAGGAAAGGAGAAUCUUGUAGAAAGCAAGCACCACAAACUUGCCAGGAGACUGAGAAGUGCACCCACAGACAAGGACCUCAAGCCGAAUGCUGCAGUGAGAGAUCAGCUUAAUGUAAUUGUGAGCUACCCUCCAACCAAGCAACUAACUAGUGAGGAACAGGACCUUAUAUGGAAGUUUAGAUUCUACCUAUCUGCACAGAAAAAGGCCCUGACCAAGUUCCUGAAGUCAGUAGCAUGGAGUGUGCCUCAGGAGGAGAAGCAGGGCUUAGACAUGAUGUACAAGUGGAGCCCAAUGGAUGCUGAAGAUGCCUUAGAGCUUCUGUCUCCUGCAUUCACCAACCCAGCUGUGAGAAAGUACGCUGUAAGCAGACUAAUGCAGGCAGAUGAUGAGGAACUACUGUUGUACUUACUACAACUGGUGCAGGCACUGAAGUACGAAGACUUUGAUGUGAUUCGUGAAGGUUUGAACCACAUAUCUGCCCCAGUUGAGAGUCCCAGGAAAGAGUCUGAUCCCAGUCAACUUGGAGAGGAAUCUGAUACUCAGUCGCUUUCACAAAGGUCUCCCAGUAUUGGAUCGAAGGAUAGUGGGGAUAUUCUAGAUGAGCUCUCCAUAGAGAGACCUUCACACUCUACAACAAAUAAACAUACUCGACUCGACCUUGCAACAUGCCUCAUAGAAAGAGCUUGCAAUAACUCUAUUCUGGCAAACUAUUUUUAUUGGUUCUUAUUGGUGGAAUGUGACGACCAGGACUCCCAGGCCAAAGACCCAAAGGUUAUGGACAUGUAUAUCUCAGUAUUGAAACGCUUCAGUCAGACACUUAGCAAGGGAGGCCAGGAACACAGACAUCGCAGGGCUUGUAUAGCAGGUCAGCAGGCCUUCAUGGACAGACUUGUGCAGGUGGUUAAAGCAGUAGCAAGGGAGAGUGGCAAUAGGAAAAAGAAGGUAGAAAAGCUGCAGUCAUUGUUGACAGACCAAGAAGUGUCCCGUUUUAACUUCACUAAUUUUGAUCCAUUACCAUUGCCCCUUGACCCUGAAGUUAAAGUCAAAGCCAUAGCUGCAGAACAUGUGACACUGUUAAAGAGUCAACUGAUGCCGUGUAAGCUCUACUUCAAGACAGUUGACCGUGACGACCAUUAUUACAUCACACUAUUCAAACAUGGGGAUGAUUUACGCCAAGAUCAGCUCAUCAUACAAAUGAUCAUCCUAAUGGACAAGUUAAUGAGACGUGAGAACUUGGACCUUAAGCUCACUCCAUAUAAGGCCAUCGCUACAAGCUGCAAACAUGGAUUUAUACAAUUCAUAGAUUCCAUGCCAAUAGCUAACAUAGUUGAUGAACACACUAAUAUCUUGAACUACCUACGCAAAUACAACCCUGUAGAAAAUGGGCCUUAUGGUAUAGCACCAGAAGUUAUGGAUAACUAUGUAAAAAGUUGUGCUGGUUACUCAGUAAUCACAUAUCUGCUUGGGGUUGGAGAUAGGCAUCUGGAUAACAUCCUCAUCGCUAACAAUGGCAAGUUGUUCCAUGUAGACUUUGGCUAUAUCCUGGGUAGGGACCCAAAGCCUAUGCCAUCUCCUAUGAGGUUAAGCAAGGAAAUGAUAGAAGCCAUGGGAGGCAUGAACAGUGAACACUUCCUGGACUUUAAGAAAUUAUGCUACACUGCCUUCCUAGCUUUGAGAAGGUCAGCAAACUUAAUUCUGAACCUGUUCUCUCUGAUGAUUGAUGCUAAUGUACCAGAUAUCGCACUUGAGCCUGAUAAAACUGUCAAAAAGGUGCAGGAUAAAUUCCACUUUGACUUGAAUGAUGAGGAAGCUGUCCAGAAUAUGCAGAACAUUAUAGAUGUCAGCGCAAGUGCAACAAUGGCCGCCCUUAUGGAGCAGAUGCAUCGUCUUGCUCAGUAUUGGAGGAAAUAAUGAUUCUUGGAUACAAAGGCAUCAUACAAAUGGCGUAUGACAGGGUCACAACUGACAAGAGGCCUCAUCUAUGGCAAAGCCAUAACCAACGAGAAGCCUUUAAGGCCAUAACAAACGAGAGGUUUCAUCUAUGGCAAGGCCAAGGUUCAAAAGACAGAGAUACAGUGACAUGGCAAACAUUAUUAUGACAUCUCAAUACCAUUCCAAACAACAGAUAUGUUGAUGUGGCUACUUUAUUGUGACAUCAUAAAACUUUACAAGACAGGAGGCUGGACUUAUGGUCAACACUUUUAUUAAAAAGUAUAAAAAACAAGUGUACAGGUGCAGGCCCAUAGCCAGGGGGGUUCGCAGGGUUCGGGCGAACCCCCCCCUGACCAAAAAUUCUUUCAAAAUCA
This is a messenger RNA of Owenia fusiformis, 3137 nucleotides long. The record is from the annotation of a GenBank genome assembly. NCBI's taxonomy places the organism in Eukaryota, Metazoa, Annelida, Polychaeta, Sabellida, Oweniidae.